Lactuca sativa (garden lettuce) is the source of this 4170-nucleotide messenger RNA. RefSeq lists its product as uncharacterized. Lineage: Eukaryota; Viridiplantae; Streptophyta; Magnoliopsida; Asterales; Asteraceae. The record is from RefSeq and is a predicted model, not a curated record.
AUGGAGAAGACUAUGGGGAAGGAUAUAGACAGUGAGAAGAAUCAGGAAAUGGAUGUUGACAUGUCAAAUUUGGAAAAGAAAGUUAAGGAGAUAGAAAGUAAUACUGAUGAUGAUGGAUCUACUGAAGAGGAAGAGGAAAAUGAUUCUAGUGAGGAUGAUACUAGUGUGGAUAAGGAAAUUGAGAUAGAAGAAGAGGCUAAUGAUAUGAUUAAUAUGGAAGCUAGUUGCAAAGAGAAGUCAGAUGCUAAGAAUAGCAAAAAGGUUGAAGGUGGAAUGCAGGGGAAUUUGUUGAACUCUAAUGCAGGUGUGCUAAAGGGUAAUAGACAUAAGGGUAAGAUUAAUGUUAGAUUCAUUCCAGGGGAAAAUGAUGAAGAGGAUGGACCUGUUAUUAUUCCGAUUGAGAAUCUAAAGAAUGCAAGUAUUCCUUUUACUAAUACUCUUUAUGGAUAUAUGAUUGAUAAGAAGUUGGCGUUUCCUGUGAUUCAGAAAGAAGUUAGAAGGUUGUGGAAGAAUGUGGGUCUGGAAGAGGUUUUCAUGAAUAUCAAAGGAUUUUUCUUCUUCAAGUUCAGUGAUGAGCAGGGGAUGUUGUCUAUUUUGGAGGGCAGUCCUUGGUUAAUGUUUAAUAAUAUACCACUGUUUCUUCAAAGGUGGAGGCCAGGUUUGACAUUAACUAAGAACAAGCAUGAUAAAAUCCCGGUAUGGAUUAAAAUCUUUGACUUGCCUUUGGAAGUAUGGAGUGGUGAAAACUUAUGUAGAAUUGCUAGUAAGAUAGGGAUUCCUUUGGCUUUUGAUUCAUUUACGGAGGAAAUGUGUUUGGAACAUAAAGGAAGGAAUGCUUAUGCUAGAAUUCUUGUUGAAAUGGCAGCUGAGAAGGAAUGGAGAAAGAAGAUUGAUAUUUCUACAUGGGAUUUUGUUACAAACUCUGCUGUGAUACAAAGUUUUGAUGUUGAAUAUGCUUGGAUUCCUUCUAGAUGUAAUCAUUGUAAAGUUUAUGGGCAUAUGGAUAAAGUUUGUGCUGCUGCUAUGAAUGUUGAAAAAGAGGCUGGAAAUGAGGAUGUGAGAAAUUUAAAAAACAAUAAAGGGAAAGAAGUGGUUAAUGGGGAUGGAUUCACAGAAGUCAAAUAUAAGAAGGUGAUAGGUAGCAAUAAUGGUGAAGGCACUAGCAAGGCUCAGGAGGGUUAUAACAAAUUGAAUAGUCUGAAGAAUAAUGGGAAGAAUGGGAAUUGGAGAAGGGGUAAUUAUUCAAAUGGCAAUGAUGGGAACAGAGGUGGAAGUGGUAAAGGGCAAAAUUGGAAUUGGAAUAAUAAAGGAGAUUUGAUUGGUAGUCAGGGGCUGAAGGAGAAUAAUAUGCAGGAGUAUAUAAUUAAAAAGGAUAAUAGGAGAGAGGAGGGCAAUCAUAGUCUUGUUAGUGUGACAAAAACAGGAGAAGGAUUUAGUAAUAAAAACAGUUUUGAAUUUUUGGGAGAGAUUGAAGAGGAUGUUUUGGAUAAAAUGGAAGAGGAUGCUAAAAUAGAGAAGGUUGUCAUUCAUCAAAUUGAAGAUUGUGGUAGCGUUGAUAUGGGUUCUAAUGAAAGUAAGAAGGAUAAAAUGAUCUCAUUAACUAAGGGAGAGGGGAAGACAAAAGAAAAUGAAAGUAAUGAAAUAAAGAAAGACAGGAAGGUAUCGGAUAACAAUAGCAGCAAGAUGGGGAGUUCUCAGGCAUUUGAGGAGUGGGAUUGGAUUUCUAAUAAUAGAAGCUGUGAAGCUGGUACUAGAAUAAUAGUGGGGUGGAAUCCUAGACUUUUUGAUGUGAUAAUGCUUUCUCAAUCCAAACAGGUUAUCCAUUGUUAUGUUAAAGUUUGUAAUUCUGAUGUUGGCAUGUAUUUAUCUUUUAUAUAUGCUGCUUCGAAUUAUAUUGAAAGAAGAUUGCUAUGGGAUAAUUUGAAGAAACAUAGUUUGGUUGUUAAGAAGGAAGCAUGGGGUUUAUUAGGUGAUUUUAAUGUUGCUAUAAAACCAUCGGAAUAUUCUGAAGGCUGUUCUAGAACUCCUAAAGGAGUUGAAGAUUUUGUUGAUUGUUUAAGUUUUAUUGAAGUGGAGGAUUUGAAGUCUUAUGGGUUUCAGUUUACAUGGAAUAAAACUCCUGCUGGGAAUAUGGGGCUAUUGAAGAAGCUUGAUAGAGUUAUGGUCAAUUUAAAAUUUAUUUCGGACCACCCUCUUGCCCAUGCUGUUUUUAAGCCAUAUAGAAAUUCGGAUCAUUGCCCUGCUAUUUUAAAUUUUCCUGGAGAUAAAGUAAAAUGGAAACCUUCUUUUAGAUUUGCUAAUUUUAUUUCUGAUAAGGAGGAGUUUCUUCCUUUGGUUAAAGAGAAGUUAAGGAAGGAGUUGGAAUGUAAACAACAAGAAAUUGACAGUAAUCCUUUUGAUUGCAAGAUUAGGGAAGAGCAUGCUAAUAUUCUCUUUGAGUUUAAUGUUGCUUGUAAUGAGGAAGAAAAACUUCUUGCUCAGCGUGCUAAAAUCAAAUGGUUACAGGAUGGGGACAACAAUUCUAAGUUCUUUCAUAGGAUUGUUAAAAGCAGGGGAAACAAUAAUCGUAUUCAGAUGGUUCUAAAUGAAGAUGGUCAAUGGGUGAGUGGGAAGGCUAUGAAAGAAAAAUUUGUAUCUCACUUUAAUAAAUUCUUGGGCUGUAAGGAUGAUACUGAUCUAUCAGGAUUAAGUGAUGAUUUUUUUCCUAAAAAACUGGACAGGAGGGUGGCUGUUAAUAUGAUUAGAGUGGUUUCUGAUGAAGAAAUUAAAUUGGCGAUGUUUGAUAUAGAUGACAAUCGUGCCCCUAGACCUGAUGGGUAUUCUUCAAAAAAUUUUAAAAGUACUUGGAGCAUUGUUGGUCCAGAGGUAUGCAAGGUUGUGAGAGAAUUCUUUUGGACUGGAAAAUUGCAGAAGGGGAUCAAUGCUACUAGAAUAGUUUUGGUUCCUAAAAUGGAGGUUCCGAGGAAAGUUUCUGAUUUUAGACCUAUAGCUUGCUGUAAUACUUUUUAUAAGUGUAUCAGUAAGAUUAUAGUGAACAGGAUUAGAAAUUGUUUGGGCGAUAUUGUUAGUAAUAAUCAGUCAGCUUUCAUUCCUGGAAGAUCUAUAUUGGACAAUAUUCUUCUUGCUCAGGAGCUGAUGGUGGGGUACAAAAAAAAGAGAGGAGCCCCUAAAUGUACGAUAAAGAUUGAUAUACAAAAGGCUUAUGAUACGGUGGAUUGGAGUUUUCUUAAUAGAAUUUUGCAGGGAUUUGGGUUCCAUCCAGUCAUGGUUAAAUGGAUUAUGGCUUGUGUUUCUUCCCCGUGGUUCAUGCUUAAUUUUAAUGGUGAAGAUCAUGGGUAUUUUGAAGGAAAGCGUGGGCUUAGGCAUGGAGAUCCUUUAUCUCCUUACCUAUUUACUAUAGUUAUGGAGGUAUUCAAUAUUAUUAUGGGCAAGCUUAUUGAAGAUUCUCUGAAUUUUAAGUUCCAUAGUAAGUGUUUGGGCCUCAAUAUUUCCCAUUUAUGCUUUGCUGAUGAUCUGUUGGUUUUCGCUUAUGGUAAUGGGAAUUCGGUUAGAAUUAUAAGAAAUGCUCUUGAUGAAUUCAAAAAGGUUUCGGGGCUGAAGGUGAGUAUGGAAAAAAGUCAGAUUUAUUUCAGUUGUGUUAAGCCUAAUAUGAGAAGGAUUAUUUUGGGUAUUCCGCCUUUUGAUGUUUGGAGAUUUCCGUUUAAAAAUUUGGGAGUUCCUAUGUGUGUUACUAAGUUGUUUGAUAGAGAUUGUAAAAAGUUGAUUGAAAAGAUUAAGAUGAGAAUUUUCAACUGGAAAUGUAAAACCUUAUCGUUUGUUGGCAGAUUACAACUCAUUAACUCGGUCUUAACUUCUAUUCAUGUUUAUUGGGCAUCGAUAUUUAAAAUUCCAAUUGCUACUAUUAAUGAGAUUGAAAAGAUGUGCAGAAGUUUUUUAUGGGCUAAUGGUGAGAUAGUCAAAGGGAAAGCUAAAGUUAAGUGGCAAGAUAUCUGCAAACCUAAGGAGUAUGGCGGGCUUGGAAUCAAGAAUUUAAGGAGAUGGAACGAUGCUUUGCUUGCUAAACAUGUUUGGAAUGUGAUCAAUAACAAAAAUUCCUUGUGGGUGCAGUGGGUGAAAACCAAUUAUAUAGGAAGUAGGAAUUUUUGGGAUAUUUUGCAGAAAAAAGUAUGA